CGCAGCCCUCUCCAGCUCCGCCGCAGCAGCCCGGCCCCAACCCGGUGAAGUGCGCGGAGGACUGCAAGAAUACAACCUGCCCGAGGUCUCGAUGGCACCCAAAGGAUGUUUUAUUUCUGUUGCAAUUUAAAGGGGAAAAAAGGCAACGGCGACCCUGACCCAGGCACGCUAGAGAAAGAACGGCGGGGAAGUGUUCGCGCGCAGCGAAGCGGCGGCCCCACGGGCUGCGGCGGGCGGGGAGCGCAGCGAAGCGACCUUCCCGGUGCGAGUGUGCGGAGACCGGGGCGGACUCUUCUACAACCACGCAAGAGGAGGGGAGAGAAAGACCGCAGCGGAAUCCUAGGACCGGCGUGGCCGGCGCCCUGCCCGGCUGGGCGCAGCAACCGAGGACCCGGAGCUGGCGGCCGCCCUUCGCCCGGCAGCUCCCCGAAUCCCUAGCGCACCCCUCUCUCCUCCGCCCGCGCCGUCAGUGCGGACC
Messenger RNA from Nycticebus coucang (slow loris), 478 nucleotides. Its product is annotated as translation initiation factor IF-2-like. Lineage: Eukaryota; Metazoa; Chordata; Mammalia; Primates; Lorisidae. The record is from RefSeq and is a predicted model, not a curated record. The coding region runs from base 106 to 438 and encodes 110 amino acids. The transcript is spliced from 2 exons.